This is a messenger RNA of Xyrauchen texanus (razorback sucker), 2499 nucleotides long. RefSeq names its product peroxisomal biogenesis factor 3-like. The record is from RefSeq and is a predicted model, not a curated record. Lineage: Eukaryota; Metazoa; Chordata; Actinopteri; Cypriniformes; Catostomidae. Gene Ontology annotation, biological process: protein import into peroxisome membrane. The coding region runs from base 243 to 1343 and encodes 366 amino acids. Gene Ontology annotation, molecular function: protein-macromolecule adaptor activity. The transcript has 12 exons. Gene Ontology annotation, cellular component: peroxisomal membrane.
UAACAGGAACGAAGUAUGUGUUGCAUUUGCAUUAUGUUGAAGGGUGACCGUAACCAUUCAGGGCGGAUGGAGCGAUUACUGCACAAUCAAUUUAUCGACUCAAUCGGUGAUCUGUAUUUCGCCUGGCUGCCGCUAACAUGAGAACUUAUUGCCAUGUUGCAUUGUCCUAGCUAGUGUUUUACCUCUAAAUAAGCUCUUAAAUAUAUUUUCCUUCUCAUUUGGCUUGUAAGAAGUCUUUAAAAAUGUUAAGUUCUACUUGGAAUUUCAUCAAACGCCAUAAGAGGAAAUUCAUUUUUACGGGUGUUUUCGUUGGAGGUGUGUAUCUACUUGGUAAAUAUGCACAGAGAAAAAUUCAGGAGUUACAAGAGCGACAGGCAGCAGAAUACAUCGCUCAAGCUCGGAGACAGUUUCAUUUUGAAAGUAACCAGAGGACAUGUAAUAUGACAGUGUUAUCAAUGCUUCCCACUCUAAGAGAGGCAAUCCUAUAUCAUUUGAACUCAGAGAGCCUCACCUCUUUGCUGAAGACAAAGCCAGCCAAUAAGCUUGAAAUCUGGGAGGAUCUGAAGAUAAUUAGUUUUACUCGCAGCAUUGUGGCUGUUUACAGCACUUGCAUGUUGGUGGUGUUACUCCGAGUUCAGCUCAACGUAAUUGGUGGCUACCUCUACCUGGACAACUCAGUGACGAAAAAUGGAACGAACCCCUUGGCCCCUCCUGAUGUUCAGCAACAGUAUCUCUCAAGUAUUCAACACUUGCUUGGAGAAGGGCUUAUUGAACUUAUAACUGUGGUGAAGAAAGCUGUCCAGGAAGUUUUUGGGCCGGUGUCUCUGAAACAGGGUUUGUCUCUGCAAGAGUUGGAGCAACAGCUAGCUCAGCUCAGAGAGUUGGUGGAGGAGGGGUGUGCUUCCUCUAAACACAAAACUCUUUCCUGGUACAUGAUGCCUGAUGAAGAGAACACAUUAGCAUCACAGGCCUGUGGUCUCACAGAGAAUGAUGUCACAACGAUAAAGCUGCUCAAUGAAACCAGAGACUUGCUUGAAAGUCCGGACUUCAAUACUGUACUGUGUACAUGUUUGAAUCGAGGCUUCAUCCGAUUCCUUGACAACAUUGCAGAGUUCUUCCGGCAUCCAAAGGGAGACUCCACCCCUUGCACCUCACCCGAUAGAUUGUCACACAUAAGCCUCCCACUAGCCAAAAUCAUUCCCAUCAUCAACGGACAGAUACAUUCAAUAUGCAGUGAAAUUCCAAGUCAUUUUGUCCAGGAUCUUUUGAUGAUAGACCAAGUGAAGGAGUUUGCCGCCAAUGUAUAUGAAACGUUUAGCACCCCCCAAGAACUUCAGAAGUAAACACAGAAUUUAGAAAGUCAUGGACUUGUGCAAAAAAUGGAACUCUACACUUCAAACAGAGACUCGUCAGCACAGAAUUUCUCUCUUUACACAACCAUAUUCUAAAAUCAACCUGGGGAAAGAAUCUCACGGCUGAGCUGAGAGACAAGUGUGUAAUAUGGAGUUUACAUCCACUGUUUAGUAGACCUACAGUAUAGGGUAGCUUCUUGUGAUCUACUAGCUGUCCUAUCUGUCUGUCGAGACCUAACAAAACUGGAUAGUUGCAAAUAACUGUCAAUAAUAUCCCAGGCAUGUCAAGGUUUUUAAAGGCUAUAAUGAAAUGUAGUACAUUUUAUGUUUUUAAUAAAUGUAGCUUAAUCUCAUAUAACUGUCACAAACGGCAAACUGUAAAAUGUUAUAUUGGAAUGAUUAUCCUUGCAUUCACAACUGCAAUAUGGACUACAAAGUUGUAGAAUGAGUAUUUACUGUGGACUGGUUUUUUUAUUGACUGGUGAGAGGUGGUGCUUUGCUGCUGUCCGGGACGCAGCAGGGUGGCGUUUUAAACCUCAAAUGCGAUGUGUUUUUUGACUACCUCUGUGUGUUUUUUGUGAUCCAAUCUCAAAGCAUUUUGCACCUUGUUUACAACUAUAUUUGGCACUGACCAUUUACGAUUGGAUCAUUCGAAAUGCGUCUUAUUACCAGCUGUAAACAGGGUCUAAAAAUGACUGCAGCCAGAGCUAGGGAAUGCUGUAGAACAACUACCAGCAGAAGUCCCACCCACAAUCUGUUUCUCAGUAAGACCCUCAGGAAAAAGGUAGAUUAAAUCUUUGAAUCUGAUGUUGCAGCCCUUGAACACCCUCCACAGGACCAAAAUACCGUUUUGUCCACCUUUUGAACAACAUAAAUGCACAAUAUUUUGCACCCACUGUUACGAGACGCAAAACAACUUUACGUCUCCUUAAUAGCACUACUAAUGGGGAAUAAUUUUCAUUUGAAUUGACGUUGAUUUGGAAUCAAUCUCUGAAGAGGUUGUUUGUUUGAUUUUCUUUCUUUCUUUUUUUUUUGUGCCGACUCUUUAGAUAUAGUAUGAAUAUGCUACUCCUUUUGUAAGGUGACUUGUGAAUGUCAAUGUUCAUAAAAAAUAUAUGAAUAGAAAUACCAGAAAUAUUCAUUAAAA